Molecule: messenger RNA, 1942 nt
Organism: Hermetia illucens (black soldier fly)
Lineage: Eukaryota; Metazoa; Arthropoda; Insecta; Diptera; Stratiomyidae
Gene: Rad17
Product: cell cycle checkpoint protein RAD17
Exons: 7
Coding region: 356-1900 (514 amino acids)
Biological process (GO): DNA damage checkpoint signaling; DNA repair; mitotic DNA replication checkpoint signaling
Molecular function (GO): chromatin binding
Source: RefSeq, a predicted model, not a curated record
UUACGAUGGGUAGACUGGGCUGAAUUUUACAGAAGAGGGAAAAAGCAAUUUCUAAUUAGGAAAUAUGUUGUGAAGGUUGAAAGUAACUGGUAUUAUAUAAAGAGAAUAUUGGGUUCAAUAACAUUCAAAUCGAAGAUUUCUAAAUAACAGUCAUCUUGAUAUUUCGUUUUCCGGGCCAAUUUCCUCAGUGCUCAACAUAAAAUAAAAAGAUCUAUAGACGUUUUAUGAGAAACAGAAAUUAACCUCAAUAAAGUUUGGCACAAUAACAAAACCAGCGCAAACAGUCAACAUUUCAACCUCAAACGUCAACAAUGCCGCGAAAAUCAAUUUAACUCGCAAUCCGACAAAGUGAAAUAUGUCUCAGAAAACGAGAAAAUGGUUCAAAUCUGUAUUCGCGGACGAUUCCCUAAACGAAGCUCCAACACCCUCAAAGAAACCGCGGCAAAACGAUACUAUUGACCUUACUCAAGACGACGGUGAUGACUGUUCAAUCACUACACCUUCGACAAGAAGACCCAAUGAAUCAAAAGUAAAACCUCAUACACUAAAAUCGAUCAAUCCAACCUCAUCAAAUUGGAUAGAACGCUUUGAACCUCGCACUGUUACCGAUUUGGCGGUUCAUCCUAAAAAAAUUGCAGAAAUUCAAGACUGGCUGCGACAUUAUGAAGCUACGAAAAAGAAGUAUCCAGGACAGAUGCUACUUAUCACCGGUCCGGCUGGAUCUGGAAAAACGGCCACCGUAAGAGUUGUAGCGAAGGAGAUGAAGUACGAAUUGGUUGAGUGGAUAACGCCAGUCGAUGUUGAUUUGGUGAGAAGUGCUCCGUCGCUUGCAUAUAAUGAAGACAACAUGUACAGGGAGUCCCAGGUGGAUAUCUUCAAGCAGUUUCUCUUCAAAUCGUCGAGAUAUUCUUCCCUGUUUGAUUCCGUGCAGAGGAGGUUGAUUCUAGUGGAAGAUUUCCCCAAUGUGUUUGUACGCGAUUCGGGAGGAUUUGAAGAUAUAUUGCAAAACUAUCGAGACUUUGGAAAAUCGCCGCUUAUAUUCAUCGUCACCGACUCGAAAAGUAAACAAUUGAAUUUAGCAUAUAAUUUGUUUCCAGAUAAUAUUCGUGGCCAAUAUCAAAUUCCAAAUAUAAGUUUCAACCCUGUGUCCGCUACGUUAAUGAAAAAAGCAUUAAGUCGAAUAUGUAAUCUGAUGCAACAAGAUGGUUUCAGUCAAUUCUACAGAGUUCCAGCCGCCAAUGUUAUUGAAAGUAUCAACCUGUCGUCACAAGGUGACAUCCGAAAUGCGAUUAUAAAUUUACAUUUUGCAUCAUUGAAAGGUGCCCCGUCUCUGGAAACGAACAAUUUAGUCAAAUCCAGCAAAAACCAAAAACAGUCAAGUAAGAGAUCUUCUGCAAAAUCAUUGAAAUCAAUUGGUCGAGAUGAAAGCAUAACAUUGAUGCACGCGCUGGGACGCGUUUUUAAUCCAAAAUAUGAAGAAGGCUCCAAACCUCGUAAAUUCCUCCACAUUCCCGAAGAUUUAACCGAUGCAUUUUCAUCUGAACCCAAAAUGUUUGUUGAUUUUCUACACUCGAAUUACUUGGCGCAUUUCAGUUCUAUAGAGAAUGCCCUGAGUGCCGCUGAUAGUCUCAGUUUGGGUGAUAUUUUGUUGGCUGAAUAUCGUGACGACAGUGUAGGACGUUUAGGAUUAAAUGUAGCAAUUCGCGGAUUAAUGGUUUCGAAUGAAAAACCUGUUAGUGGCUGGUUGCCAGUGAAAGGACUCAAAAGGGUGGAGAAUCAAAGGGGGAAACUGGAGGAAGAAUUGAAAAAAGUAGGCGUCAAACAUGAGUUAUCGGCAAAUGUUUUAGUGUCUGACUAUCGAACUUAUGUACGAAUUAUCAAGGCGGAGGAGACGAACUAGUGUUCCUUUGUAUGGUUUAAGUUUAUAAAUUAUUAUGUACAC